GGCCUGACCUUCUGUCAAUCUGCUUGUGCGCAAGGCCUCCCCGUUUGGCCAUGGCCGAGUUCCGCAAGCUGGAGUUAUCCGAGGCUCUGGCGCUGGGGCCCCCCUGGCGGCACGCGUGCCAUGCCAUGCUCUAUGCACCUGACCCGGGCAAGCUCUUUGGCCGCAUCCCGCUCCGCUACGCCGUCCUGAUGCAGAUGCGCUUCGAUGGGCGCCUGGGCUUUCCCGGCGGCUUUGUGGACUCGCAGGACAGCUGCCUGGAGGACGGGCUGAACCGGGAGCUGUGCGAGGAAUUGGGCGAGGCGGCAUCGGCCUUCCGCGUGGAGCGCGCCAACUACCGCAGCUCGCACGUUUCGGAUGGACGACGCGUCGUGGCACACUUUUACACGAAGCAGCUGGAGCUGGAGCAGCUGGUGGCGGUGGAGGCCAGAGCCCCGCAGGCCAAAGACCACGGGAAGGAGGUGCUGGGCCUAGUGCGGGUGCCCCUGUACACCCUGCGUGACGGAGUGGGAGGCCUGCCCGCCUUCCUCAAGAACUCCUUCAUUGGCACUGCGCGGGAACAGCUGCAAGAAGCCCUCCACGACUUGGGGCUGGUGGAUUCUGCAUCCAGCUCAGGCCCUAAGACUUGAGCCCGUAGACGUUGGUAACGACCACCCUGCCUGGACUCCUGGAACCCGAGAUAUGAAGACAUUGGUCCUGGCAGCGCAGGCAGGGACAGAGGACUGUGUUGCCUUCUGGACCAGAGUUUCCAGCUCUGGAGAGUUGGAAAGUGAUAGCCAAUGAGAUGAAGGUGAUGUGUGUUCUCUAGACUGCAGCGUCCACGCACGCCGCAGAGGCACAUGGUCACACAUGGCCCUGAAGGAUGCCCAGAGCCUGCUGCCUGCCUCUGCACCUGCACAGACAGCCUGCGCACUUGUACUGUCCUCACAGCCCUGACCGCUUCACCCCAGCAUGCCCAGUGUAACUUCACCAGGAAGUGGCAUUGGAGGGCCUGCUCUCCCCUGUGCCUUGUGUUCCGCUGAGGGAAGGAAGAGGCUAGGAAGGAGAUGAGUGUGCAUCCCCAUUCUCACACAUGGCUGCCCCCCUGCGUCUUCUAGCUCGGCCCCUGCUCCUGGGGAGGUAGGAGGUGGACAAUGUUCUGUCUUCUGGAGGCACUCCCUAGCCAAUUCCUUACCCUUUUCUUCCCCUGAACCUGUGCAGAAGGGACCAA
Molecule: messenger RNA, 1207 nt
Organism: Ochotona princeps (American pika)
Lineage: Eukaryota; Metazoa; Chordata; Mammalia; Lagomorpha; Ochotonidae
Product: U8 snoRNA-decapping enzyme-like
Exons: 3
Coding region: 51-626 (191 amino acids)
Biological process (GO): sno(s)RNA catabolic process; mRNA catabolic process
Cellular component (GO): nucleus
Molecular function (GO): snoRNA binding; phosphodiesterase decapping endonuclease activity
Source: RefSeq, a predicted model, not a curated record